GUCUCGUUCUAAACUUUGUUUACCUCCAUCUAUCUAUCCUGCUGGGUCGUGGUCUCUGGCUCUCCUUUCCAUCAUCUGCUUCCCUCCUAGAUAGAUGGGCGAUGUAAAGAAUUCCUUUUCCCUGGCCCAGAGGUGUGUAUCUGUGCGAUCUCUGUGCCUUCGUGUACCGCCAAAGGCAGGCUGGGAGGCCAUCUCCUGUCUCCUGUCUCCCCUCGAUCUCGAGUUUGAGUUCAAGUUCGAGUGGUUACCCAAUUCCGGAGAAAGAGUUGUUGUUGUCGUUGUGGUGGUGGUGGUGGCCGUUGUUCCUGUUCUCCUUGGUCUCCUUGGUGUCCUUGGUCUCGCCAUGGAUGGCUAAUUCAAUUCCCAACCGCCUCGUUCCUCACUCCUUUCAGUGGACGUUGGUGGCGUUGCCAAGAUCUUGGGAGUUUGAGGUGGUCAUGUUGUAUGUCUGGCUGGAGCUGGCAGGCAUUCAGUUAGGCUCAGAAGCCAUCGUUGGCAGACAAUGCGCUCUCAUGCCAUCUCGCUAGAUUGGCAUCAUACACCUGAAGGUCAAGGGGUUCUCACUCAUCUGACGGACCAGACCACCGGCGAGAGAAGGAUUUAUGGUUACCUGGAACGACCGAUCUUGCCUCCCACCGUUCAAGUGGUUCAUUACAAGCUCUUUUUAAGUGGGAAGGCCGGGAUUGGCAAGAGCAGCCUAGUCUCGUUUCUCUUGGGACAGGCUCAUUGGACCUCUCACUUGGGCGAGACACCCGGGAUCAAGGUGACCAACGUGUUUUGGCCCACCAAGAUUCAAACUCAAUUGGUCUUGUUCCAUUUGUCAUUGUGGGACGCCGGUGAGACAGCCAGCAAGAAAUACAGCCACAUUCAACCGGUGUGCCAGGAGAACUCGACGGGAGUGAUUUUUGUCUUUGCUUUUAAUGAUCGGCGGAGUUUUGAGGAAUUGGAUCAACAAAUUCCCAAUCUAUCUCAGGCUCCCACUCAGAUUUGUCCAAUUGUGGUUGGUACCAAAUAUGGGAGCGUGAGUGAAAGCGAAAUCACUCAGCCGGACGUUGUUCGUUUCGAAACCCGCUGGAAACUGCCCGUUCUAAGGAUUCGGCAUCAAACUCCUCAAGCUGCUUCUACUCCUAACCAAGGCGAAGUAGCCAUUGUGCUCAACUUGAUUUGCGACCAAUUGUGGUGUCAUCAAACGACUCGCUUUGAUUCGAACCUUCCUUGAUUCUUCCCUCAACAUGAGAUUGCGAUCAAGUGGAAACGAGAAGAUGGAUGCUUCUGCCUCGUCAUCGCCCUCGUAUUACGUGGUUUGCCUUCAUGAAAAGUGCUCCCAAGAGGCGGCACAAUUUAUGGCCGACCAUUUGAGUGCGCCUGUAUCCAAGGACGGGGCUGGGUUGAUUGUUGAACAAGAGGUUCUACGUCCCAAUGGCCUCAUUCUCCACAUCUCGGCAUCUAGGCAGCGCGUCCUCGAAUUGGCCGAGACCGUGGGCAUCAAAAAGCCCGAUUUGGAUGGGGUCAUAUGUGAGUUUGAAAUCGCUCAAGCCGACCGAUUCCCCGAAUCUGGCUUGGUGGGCCCCCUUACCUUAUCGGACAUUCAUCGAUGUGUCCUUUACGCCAUGGAAUUUCUCCACUUCGAUCACGACCGCAAAUACUUACCCGGUCAUGAAGAUUCCAAGAUUAUGAAAGGCGCACCCAUGCUCUCGG
Molecule: messenger RNA, 1698 nt
Organism: Tigriopus californicus
Lineage: Eukaryota; Metazoa; Arthropoda; Copepoda; Harpacticoida; Harpacticidae
Product: ciliogenesis and planar polarity effector 2-like
Exons: 5
Coding region: 503-1219 (238 amino acids)
Molecular function (GO): GTP binding; GTPase activity
Source: RefSeq, a predicted model, not a curated record